AUGCCCCCUUGGGGAAGACCACCACCAGGGGGACGAGCGAGGAGGAAGAACGACAGGCUGUGGGGACUGCAGCACCGACAAUGGGAUUACGAUGCCCGUGUCGAAGAGCUCGAUACCGACGACGAUUACUCGCAGGGUGUCGGGCUGAGUCAAGAGAGAUUUCAUUCCGAUGAACUUCGUUUCACUGGUAUAGAUUUGGGCGGGGACGAUGUCCGCCGCAGGCGUUCAGGUAUUGCACACGAAGAUGAUUUUACUCCUUCUGAUGAUGAAGAAGAAUACGACUACCCAACAGGAAUUGCCCGGCGACAAGAUAUGCAGAUGGUCUACAGAGACAAAGAGGACAUGUUGGUGCAGGGCGCUCUUGACAGGAUCGCGCGUGCUCGGGCGCUGGGUAAGCCCAAUGUCAAAUUGACCCGAGCAGAAAUUGAUGCCUUGGAACGUUUAGAGCGGACCCAGACCCCUCCACGUCCCUCUGCAGUACCCAAAGCAGCCCCUAAGAGCAAGAAAGAAGCACAAGUCAGACGUCGGCCUGUGGAAGUCCGCAAAAAACCCAGCCGAGGUGAUAAAUCAGCGAGCAAUUCUCCCAAAGGCAAAACAGCGGACGGACGAAAUCGCGGUAGGAGUGUUGCGUCAAACAGUUCGUCACGUGGCGGGCGAGAAGAUUCAGCUUCUUACGCUCUAGCAGAGUCGGACUAUGGCCGACGACUCUCGUAUUCGCAGGGGUUAUCUGUCGUUGGACCACGGCAACCGGAGGCUCAGCGUCAAGGCUCUCGGACUAAUUCCAAUCAAUCACUGAGGCAACAACAGUAUUUGCAGCAGAUCGCGCCCUAUUACUCUGGUCGCUAUGCUUCGAAUCCCGAAGCCGUGUACGCCUCGGGGUCGCGUGCCCCUCGACCUGAUCCAUCCGAGCCAGACUGGGAGCCAAGACCACGGUCAGCCUCUAAUAUUGUCAAUCUUCCACUGGACCAGUUGCCAUAUCCGACCAAUCCCGGCAUGAUACCACGUUUCGAUCCUAACGACCCCAGAUUUGCUUCGCCUCAGAGACGGGUAGCCUCAGGUCCACCCAGUACGAUGCAAAACCAUGCCGCCAGGUACCGUCGACCGCAAGACGAACUCUUCCUUCCCCCGGAGGAAGAACCUGAGGUAAUGAGGUAUCUGGCUCCGGCGUCCGACUCCGAAUCCGAGGAUGACGACGAAGAUAGUGAUUAUGGCGAAGGCGUUCGAGUCAACGUCAAUGAAACGCCGGGUGGGGGUUACGCGAUCCAGACGAGAAGCGCAGCUGCAGCUGCAGCAACUCCUCGAAAACCUGGGACUAGUGGGAAGGGCGUUGCAGGGAGAACCAAAAAGGGGCGAUAA
Molecule: messenger RNA, 1356 nt
Organism: Exophiala oligosperma
Lineage: Eukaryota; Fungi; Ascomycota; Eurotiomycetes; Chaetothyriales; Herpotrichiellaceae
Exons: 1
Coding region: 1-1356 (451 amino acids)
Source: RefSeq, a predicted model, not a curated record